This is a messenger RNA of Cladophialophora psammophila CBS 110553, 1080 nucleotides long. Its product is annotated as endonuclease G, mitochondrial. The record is from RefSeq and is a predicted model, not a curated record. Gene Ontology annotation, molecular function: metal ion binding; RNA endonuclease activity; nucleic acid binding. Bases 1 to 1080 code for a protein of 359 amino acids. The transcript has a single exon. Gene Ontology annotation, cellular component: mitochondrial inner membrane; nucleus. Lineage: Eukaryota; Fungi; Ascomycota; Eurotiomycetes; Chaetothyriales; Herpotrichiellaceae. Gene Ontology annotation, biological process: apoptotic DNA fragmentation.
AUGUCCAAGACCACCAUUGCUAUCAUAGCAGCGACGUCUGCAUUUGCAGGUGCGUCGCUGACCGCGCUACUGUUUCCUAGCCAUCGAAAAGAUGAGCCCAAAUCGACACCAACAUUGAAGGAGGAACCUUCAACAGUACCUGCACUGUCAAUUCCUCCCGCUCCCAUCCCAGUGCCAGUACCGGUCCCAGUUGCUGCACCAGCUCCACAUCCUUCGGCUGCCGUCCUCCCACCUGUCGAUCCUUCUGGUAUCCUACGAUAUGGAUUUCCUGGUCCUAUCGCUGAUACAUUAGCCACUCCCUCACACCUCUCUUCCUUCAACAGGUUCACUCGAAAUCCCCAUUGGGUAGCAGAACAUUUUACAGCACAGUCUCUGCUGCUGAACAACGGAUCGCGACGAAAUAGUGUUUUCUAUGAGGACUUGUCGAUUCCUUCCAUGUUUCGAGCAAAACUGUCCGAUUACUUUCGAAGUGGGUACGACCGAGGGCAUCAGGUUCCGGCAGCAGACGCAAAAUGGUCGCAAGAGGCAAUGGACUCGACCUUCGUCUUGAGCAAUAUGUGCCCACAAGUUGGAGAAGGGUUCAACCGUGAUUAUUGGGCUCAUUUUGAGGAAUUCUGUCGAGAUCUGGUAAAGAGAUUCCCCAGCGUCAGGGUGGUGACUGGCCCGUUGUACUUGCCGAAGAAAGACGAACGAGAUGGAAAAUGGAGAGUCUCUUACGAAGUGAUUGGUAACCCUCCCAACGUUGCAGUGCCUACUCACUUCUACAAAAUCAUCUUCGCGGAAGAGGCCGCUCAGAGCCCAAGCGGAACUGUGGCUCUCGGUGCAUUCGUGUUGCCCAAUGCUGAGAUACCCAAUUCGAAGAGUCUGAGCGACUUCGAGGUGCCUCUCGAAGCGGUUGAAAGAGCCAGCGGAUUGGUGUUCGCCGACAAACUACCACCUGAGAGGAGAAAACGACUUUGCAGGGAAGUCAGAUGUGAGAUAAUGGUGCGAGAAUUUGACAAGAGUCGUCAACAAGCCAACAACAUCGGUCAGGUCUCGAGGGGCUCUCCGCAAAUGCAGCAACCUGGAGGCAAGUGGUAA